AGCCGCCGGUUUUCGCGCGCGCGCGGUCUCGCGCGCGGGCGGCUGGCCGGCGGAGUCGCCAUGGAGCUGGAAGAAGUGCUGCAGCAGCUGAGCGGCCCCUGGGCGUGGCCGGAGCGGAUGGCGCGGAGCCCGGUAAAGGCGGCCGUGGGCGCCAGGACUUUGGUCCUCUGCAGCCGCCUGGCGGCGGCGCUGCACGUGGCCUCGCGCGACGCCCGCGAGGCCCUGGACGCCUUGACGACGCUGCAGCGCCACUUCCCGGAAAAUAUGCUCGCCAAGCGCCUGCAGCAGGUCUUGGCGGUAGAGUGCGCCUGCAUCAUGAAAGGCAAGGUGGCAGUGCCGGAGACGGUCCCGGUGAUGACUUCUUUGCUGAAGGCGGUCCUGCAAUUGGAGGUAACCCUGCACGCUGCGGUCCCCCCGACCGCGCUCAACCCGCGGAAGGUGGGUCAGGAUCUGAUGCCUUACUUGCUGGAGUGCCUUCUCGUGGGUAUCACCCACUGCUGGCAGUGCGACUGGGACACGCUCUCCCGGCAGCUGCAGCCGCUCAGAGAUUUGGUGUUGCAGCUUCCUCUCCUGGACUAUGCACCGGGGAGCCUGCUGAAGCUCGUCCAGCAGCGCGCUCCCAAGCUGUUGGACGAUGCGGCCACUGAACUGCCGGUGCCGCCCUGCGCCUACGCGCUGGCGUGCCUCUCUCAGGAGAUCCACGACGCCCUCACUGUGCAGCGCCUGCAGGCGGAGCACGCGGACGCCAUGGCGCUCAUGGCGGCGUUGAGAAGUCGGGUCUUGGCCUUCCUGGCGGAGGAGGGCCGCAAGCGGCGCCAGCAGCCGCGGCGCGGGCGCCCGCGCAAGACGCAGGCGGCAUUGCCGGGGUGGCCGGCCUUGCCGGCGCCCAAGGCGAAGGCGAAAGCCAAGGCAAAGGCAAAAGCGAAGUCGGCCGGUCCCGGCGCGCGGUCCCGGUCGGCGCGGCGAAGCAGCCGCAAGGCGGAGUCGCCACCGCGGCCCAGCAGGGCAAAGGCGAAAGACAAGGCGAAGGAGGAGUCAGCACUGGUGCUUUCGGACGACAAGCCGAAGGAUAGCACGGGACAAGACCUGCGAAGCCUUGUGGAGAUGCUCGUUCAGAAUUAUGGGCCGCUGCCUUUGGCGACCUCCUUCACCGACCGCGCAGAGAAAGCCAUCGACGCCAUCGCCUUUGCAGCGGGGAAAGGCUUGAGCAGAGAGGAUGAGGAUGCAAAGGACGCGGUGAGUAUGAUUGAGAAGCUCGGGGACUUCGUCAAGUACCUCCGCGAGAUGUUGUCCUCGGAGCGCUUGGCGUGCCAAACCGCGGUGGCCUGGCAGAUGCCGCGCCUGGUGGCGCGGCUGCUGCAGAGCGCUGUGUGGCACAGCUCCUGGAGGCACGCCUUGGGCGACCUGCUUCUUCUAGUGGUCGAUCCGGCGAUGGCGCCGCAUUCGGCCAACGCCCUCUGGGCACAGGUGGUGGGGGACUGGUCCUCCCACGCGGCGCAUUUGAGCCGCAUGGUGGCGGUGGGCAGCCUGGCACUGGAGCUGGAGCUGGUGCUGGUGGAUGCGGAGGACUCACAGAAGCUUCGCGCCUCGCUGCAGCAGCUCCAUGCCUCCGUGCUGGGCUGGCUGGCUUCCACGCCAGAUGCGGCGGAACCUUCGGAGGACGCGGCCCCCUCGGGCAUUGCCAGGCUCGGGGAGAGCGAGAGCGAGGAGCUGGGCAGUGACGACACCAUGUCCUCCUCGUCUGUAGACGCGCGGGAUUUGGAGGACUUUGAGGAUACAUCCCCGCAGUUCAACGACUGCGGCUUGCUGGAAGGGGCGCCCUCUUCGCGCUUCGGCGCAGCCUGCGCCGCGGAGAGCGCAAAGACGCUGAAGCACCAAAGCUACCUCAGGUCGGACUGGAAGGACCGGCUCCAGCAGCUCAUCGCCCAGCUGCCAGAGGAGGACCCACUAGACACCCCGAAGGGCAAGCCGGAGAAGCCGCUGGAAGAGACGCCGCUGAAAGAACACGAGAAGCUCCUGAAAGAGUCGCUGAAGGCUUCGGAACACUCCGAGCUGAAAGGCGGGCUGCAGGAUCCAGUGAAAGGUGCGCAGGACCCACUGAGAGCUGAAGCGAUCCCUCUGAUGAGCUGCUGAUUCAGCGAGAGCCAUCGGCGAGAUUUGGGUGAGUUGCGCUCCCCGCCAUUCACCGACUUGCAGCCCUUCGGGGAUCCCUCGCAAUGCUUGGCAUUGUGUGACGCAGCUUGUCAGGCCUCCAGUGGUGCAUUGUUCCCCCCUUUGGCUUGUUUGUCUCUUUUUUUCUGCUGGUUUUUCCC
This is a messenger RNA of Effrenium voratum, 2312 nucleotides long. Lineage: Eukaryota; Dinophyceae; Suessiales; Symbiodiniaceae. The record is from the annotation of a GenBank genome assembly.